UUGUUAUUUACAAUAUUGACGAAUUUUUGUAAUGUUUGGUAUCUACGAUGGUGCAUACGGCGAGUUAGCCAAAUGUUAUGUAUUUAGUACGAUAUAUAUGAUAUUUUUUGUUUUGAUGUUGUUGUUUCUAUUUAAUUGUUAUUUUGACAUUCUUUAGUAAGCGUUAUGUUAUACGAUAUUAUUUGUUGAGAAUAGGUAAGAUUUAAA
Molecule: messenger RNA, 207 nt
Organism: Arabidopsis thaliana (thale cress)
Lineage: Eukaryota; Viridiplantae; Streptophyta; Magnoliopsida; Brassicales; Brassicaceae
Exons: 1
Coding region: 32-157 (41 amino acids)
Source: RefSeq, marked reviewed